Molecule: messenger RNA, 2222 nt
Organism: Mesoplodon densirostris (Blainville's beaked whale)
Lineage: Eukaryota; Metazoa; Chordata; Mammalia; Artiodactyla; Ziphiidae
Gene: PRRG1
Product: proline rich and Gla domain 1
Exons: 4
Coding region: 112-768 (218 amino acids)
Cellular component (GO): extracellular region
Molecular function (GO): calcium ion binding
Source: RefSeq, a predicted model, not a curated record
CGGCGGCGGUGGGAAGGCGCAGGCGCGGUUGGCGGCCGGCAGAGCGCGGAGUAGUGGCGCGGGGCGCGCGGGAAUCAUCAUCCAAGGAUCUACCAGAGACCACAAGAAAACAUGGGGAGAAUUUUCCUCACAGGAGAAAAAGCCAAUUCAGUAUUAAAACGCUACCCAAGAGCUAAUGGACUUUUUGAAGAGAUAAGGCAGGGCAAUAUUGAACGUGAAUGCAAAGAAGAAGUCUGCACAUUUGAAGAAGCAAGAGAAGCUUUUGAAAAUAAUGAAAAAACUAAGGAGUUUUGGAACACUUACACAAAAGCACAACAAGGAGAGAGUAACAGAGGAAGUGACUGGUUUCAGUUUUACCUUACCUUUCCAUUAAUCUUUGGCCUCUUCAUUAUCCUCCUUGUCAUUUUUCUAAUCUGGAGAUGCUUCCUAAGAAACAAAACUCGCCGACAGACGGUGACUGAAGGCCAUAUUCCUUUCCCUCAGAACCUCAAUAUUAUCACUCCGCCUCCACCACCAGAUGAAGUCUUUGAUAGCAGCGGAUUGUCGCCAGGCUUUCUGGAAUAUGUAGUUGAGCGCUCAGAUUCCGUCUCCACUCGCCUGUCCAAUUGCGAUCCCCCACCGACCUACGAGGAAGCCACUGGUCAGGUGAACCUGCGGAGGAGUGAAACAGAACCUCAUUUAGAUCCACCCCCGGAGUAUGAGGACAUCAUCAACUCCAACUCAGCCAGUGCCAUUGCUAUGGUGCCUGUGGUCACCACCAUCAAAUGAAACUGCACACUUCUUUUUAUUAUAAUCAUUUUUAAAAUACUAAUGAAAGAACUUUCUAGCACUUUACCACUACAUAAAUGUGCAUUUGACUUAUUGGAUUCUGACAGCAUACCACUUCACAUCCUCUGAUUUGAUUUUCAUUAGUUUUGUUUCCUACUAUAAAUUCAUUAUCCAUGCUCAUUUUUGCUAAUGGAAAUAUGUUAAGAGGGAAAAAUACUAGUGGAGGUCUUCAUGUGAGGAGAUGUACAUGUGUGUACGUAUAUAUGUUUAUGUAUAUAUGUACAUAUAUGUGUUUGUACAUCAGCCCAGUGUACGGGCAACUGUCUUAAAAAGUCAUUAACAUCUAUCUAAAUCACCUGUAAAGUUAGAACAUUACUCACCAAAACCAGGGUGGGGGAGAAGGCACCAACAAGUUGUGUAACAGGUAGCAACAUGCUGUUGAAUUUUGAAAAUAAGAUGAACUUAGCAUGUUUUCUAAUUCUUACAGGCUUUUGUUAACCUUCUUCAACUACCUUAAAAGGAAAGAAAAAUGCAAGCAGUCAAUCUUGACUUUAGGAACAUCUCAGAAGGCAACAGAGAAGGAAGGCACAAUAAACAAUACCUUGCUUAUUUCAGUGGACAGCAAGAAAAUCAUGGGUCCUUAGUGGCAUUUGGCUGGUUUCAUAGGAGGGAUUUUUGUUGCUGUUAUUGACUGCCUCCCCCACAAAAAUUAAACAGUAUUUGCUCAGUAUCUUUGCAUGUCUCAUGCUAUUUGUAUUAACAUCUUGAUGGAGUGGAUUUCCUGGCAAAAGAAUAAUUUCUCAAGUAGAUACACCUAUUAAUGACAGGGAACAGAUGCAGAUUUCUCCUUUGCCCAUUGGCCACAGUAUUGUUUUCUCGUUUCAUUGCCCUUUACUCCUUCUCCUACCACCACAGAAUCUUCAAGCACCUAAGAAUUUAGUUAAAAUUCCUGAAAUUAUUUUCUUAAUGUUUUUAUAUAGAGUGACGCCUUUGUCUCAAGAUGAUUAGGAGGCAAUUUUCCAUUAAAUUAAGAACUGUGAUUUUUAUAUUGUUCUCCAGUUGGUGGAGGAAGAUUGCAAAGUCUGUGCUGUGCCACGUGCACAAUAAAUCUAGUUAUACCUGCACACAGACCUCAUUGUUGCUAUUUCAUUUUGUAUUUUCAUCAGAUUUUUUUUAACUGCAGGAUUUUUACUUUUCCCUUGGAGCAGGGGGAACAGGCUGUGAAUAAACUGCCAACAUAAACUGGCUCAGAAAGGAAAAAUAAAAGUUAUACAUGCGGGCUUCCCUGGUGGCGCAGUGGUUGGGAGUCCGCCUGCCGAUGCAGGGGACACGGGUUCGUGCCCCGAUCCCGGAGGAUCCCACAUGCCGCGGAGCGGCUGGGCCCGCGAGCCAUGGCCGCGGAGCCUGUGUGUCCGGAGCCUGUGCUCCGCAACGGGAGAGGCCACAGCAGUGAG